AUGCAGGAUAAAGACGCUUCGCUCGAGCCAUCCACGGAGUCGGCAAAGCUGCUGAGCGCACCGGUGCCGAGAGGGUCAGCUGACGUCGUCAGACGGGUCGCUCGCGAGGGAUCCCUCGGGGUGGGCUUCCGACCCACCGACCCGGAGUUACUGAGCCUUCUGCAGAAGCGGGUUGAGGAAGGAACCGGGCACGCAAACGUCACGGAACUGCCCGGGGGGCCGGGGGCCCUCGAUCCCGAGAUACUGUUCAACGCUUCCGACGCAACCCCAGAAGCGCCCCCAACCCGCGAAAGCGCGCGCUUCUUUUUCUGCACGCGCGCCCGCGCUCGCAACGGCCAGUGGUCCCGGAAGACGGCCUCCGGUUGGUGGGACCAGGAGCGUAACCCGACCAGUUUUGCUCCGGGGGAGUACACAGCUAACCGGCCGCAGAUGGUGAUCUUUAACCACAAAACGGCGGGGCCGGGAAAAGCUACCGGGCUCAAGUGGCAGAUGCAUGAGUACCAGAUUUCUCGAGACGAGCCGCUGGUCUUGUGCAAGGUCAUGCAAGUCGCGGAGCAGCCCCGGCGGAAGCCCGUGAAGAGGCAGCGGAGUCCGGCGGAGCAGGCGGAAUCCGGCGUGCCAGACAAACCGCUCGGAAGUCGAAUCCGCCCUAGACGCCCGGAAAGCGCUUCAGCGGAAUCACCUUGGCCGGAAGCCGCUCAGGGAACGCGGCUCGAAGGUCUUUUGGACGAUGUUUUGAGAGGCAGGAGACCGGUCGUAGUCUCGAGCGGAACUGAACGGAAUGCAACGGAACGGGGUCCUGCGGAAAGUCUAGGGGAGCUACCUGACAUCCUACUGGGGCAGCCUUUGGACGCGCCAACAAACCUUUCCGCUCAGGCCGCCGGAAUCCGUCCAUUGGGCCCGGAACUCCCUACAGUACAGCCCUUAUCAGGCGCGACUGCAGAGUCAGAAAUUGCGGCGGCAAUUGCGCCAGGAACGGUUCUGCUGACGUUUCCGGAGCCAGUUAAUGACGUCAGCAACGAGGAUCGGAUGACGUGGCAGAACAGGGAAGACGCGUUGCGACUCGUGCAGCGCGCGUUGAGCGAAGCCGAGGGGGCGUCUCCGGACAAGAUGGCAGCGGUUCCGCCGGAACAACAAGCCUUCCGGAAAGGGGCUUGA
Messenger RNA from Klebsormidium nitens, 1158 nucleotides. The record is from the annotation of a GenBank genome assembly. Lineage: Eukaryota; Viridiplantae; Streptophyta; Klebsormidiophyceae; Klebsormidiales; Klebsormidiaceae.